UUUUCGUAGAUAUCCGAUAGCGGAAGAGGAUAAGCGUUUGAAGUUAGUGUUUACUUACGCAACGACCAAAGGUCUUUCCGAGCCCACUGCUCGCUCAACGUGUAAUUGCUGCUCCUCUUCUCUUUCUCGUGUUCAAUCGUCGGUCAACCGUCACAAUCAGCUGUGUGUAGUGUUGUGUUGUUUUCUCCAGAGUCCAAAGUGUCAAAAGCGAGUCAUGAUUGUACAGAACGCAACGAAAGGUGCUGGUAGUAUUAUUCAACGGUACGGCCGAUUAGCAAUCAACACGCUACGACUAACGAAGUUCGCGCUUCGGGAGAAUCUUGCUUCCUUCAAACAGUUCCGCGGACUUCGAAGACCACCACAAGCUCCUGGCAACAGACAAAAGCGCCCACGGCAAUCAACGGCAGCUCUUCUUACUGUUCGGCCACUCCUGUUCGUGACAUCGUGGUCCCUGUUUUCGUCCAAAUCGAAUAAGAAGGAAGACCCAGCGGUGAACAAAAUGGCGGAAGAGGCUGUUAAAUCACUUAGCGAGACAAUCCAGCAUGCGGACCAAUUGUUCGAUGAGAACAACUUUCAGGAGGCGUACGACUUGCUGCAGAAAUAUCCUGAACAAGAAACUUACGACAUUAAAUGGCGUCUCGCCCGUGUAACCUACUCGUUGUCGAAGCCGACCCCAAGCCCACGCAAGGAAGAACUUGUCCGUGAAGCGUUCCGUUACUCGGAGGAGGCGCUGAAACUGAACGAUUCCGAUUUCGCUUCGCACAAGUGGUACUCCAUCCUUCUGGACGCCAAGAGCGGCCUGGACGGCAUCAAGGAGCGCGUGACGCAGCUAGAAACGGUCAAGAAGCACAUGCUGCGAGCGGUCGAGCUUAAUCCGAACGAUGCGACCAGCUGGUACAUUCUCGGGCAGUUCUACUACGGACUGGCCGAUCUGCCCUGGUACCAGCGUAAGAUUGUGUCGACCAUCUUCGCGACCCCACCGACUGGCACCUACGAAGAAGCACUAGAAUGCUUCGAAAAGGCCGAAUCGACCAAGCCGAACUUUUACUCCAUGAACCAUCUGAUGAUGGCCAAAACGUAUCAAGCGUUGAAGCAGACGGAUAAGGCGAAGGAAUUCAUGACACUGGCGGCAAACGUGGCCGUACUGAACGAAGACGAUAAGCAAUGCAAGGAGGAGGCGACCAAGUUGUUAAAGAAACUGUAACUGAUAAGAUUUUCAGCGAGAGUAAAGUGUGUGAGUGUGUGUAUUUUUUCGAGGGUGCAAUUUAAUGGAAGGAAAAUAAUAAAAAUCAAUUAAUCAU
Messenger RNA from Anopheles coustani, 1301 nucleotides. Its product is annotated as regulator of microtubule dynamics protein 1-like. Bases 215 to 1204 code for a protein of 329 amino acids. The record is from RefSeq and is a predicted model, not a curated record. Gene Ontology annotation, molecular function: microtubule binding. Gene Ontology annotation, cellular component: cytoplasm; mitotic spindle pole; spindle microtubule. Lineage: Eukaryota; Metazoa; Arthropoda; Insecta; Diptera; Culicidae. The transcript is spliced from 3 exons.